Molecule: messenger RNA, 1774 nt
Organism: Apodemus sylvaticus (European woodmouse)
Lineage: Eukaryota; Metazoa; Chordata; Mammalia; Rodentia; Muridae
Gene: Rpusd4
Product: RNA pseudouridine synthase D4
Exons: 7
Coding region: 37-1170 (377 amino acids)
Biological process (GO): pseudouridine synthesis
Molecular function (GO): RNA binding; pseudouridine synthase activity
Source: RefSeq, a predicted model, not a curated record
UCUUCUCUCCGGUUGGCCGGCCCCGCCCUCGGCAAGAUGGCCGCGCCCUGGCUAGGUGCGCCUGGUCUCCAGAUCCUAAGUAUGAGUUCGUGUCCCGGGAGGUUGUUUCCUCUCGGCUCCAGGUCGUUUUGUUCCAGCGCUACUUCCUCUAAGCCCCUGAAUGCUCAGAGAUUGGCAGAGAAGCUCCGAGCCCAGAAACAAGAGCAAAAGGCGAAAGGAGUGCGGGUGCCUACAAACCCCGUUCAGCGGAGGGUGCAGGAACUAGUGCGAUUCACACAGCAGCUCCAGCGAGUGCACCCCAAUGUGCUUGCUAAGGAACUGAGCCGAAGGAUUCUCCACCAGGACAACGACCUUGUGGUCAUUAAUAAACCCUAUGGUCUCCCUGUCCAUGGUGGCCCUGGAGUCCAGCUCUGCAUCAGCGAUGUACUGCCCAUCUUGGCAAAGAUGCUUCGUGGCCACAAGGCAGAACCUUUGCAUCUGUGCCACCGUCUGGACAAAGAAACCACGGGUGUGAUGGUUUUGGCUUGGGAGAAGGACAUGGCACAUGGAGUCCAGGAGCUGUUUAGAACCCGCCAGGUGGAAAAGAAGUACUGGGCCAUCACAGUACGUGUUCCCCUGCCCUCGGCAGGAGUCGUGGAUAUCCCCAUCGUGGAGAAGGAAGUUUCUGGGCCUCAACAACACCACAAGAUGACACUGUCCCCGAGUUACCGACUGGACGAUGGGAAAAUGGUAAAGGUUCGGGCCAGCCGGGAUGCGCAAGUCGCUGUAACUCAGUACCAGGUGCUUAGCAGCACUCCCUCCUCUGCCCUUGUGGAGCUGCAGCCUGUUACUGGAAUAAAACAUCAGCUCCGAGUUCACCUGUCCUUCGGGUUGGAUUGCCCAAUCCUUGGGGAUCACAAGUACUCAGACUGGAAUAGGUUGGCCCCUCAGAAACUUUCUGCUGGCACACUGAAGAAGCUGGGACUACAGCAGUCAAAGGCCCGCUACAUCCCGCUCCACCUGCAUGCCAGGCAGCUCACCCUGCCCGCUCUGGGCUCCAGGACAGAGGACCUCCUCCUGGCCUGCAAGCCUCCUCACUUCUUCGCAUGUUCUCUGCGCCGUCUGGGCUUAGAUAUGCCAAAUCCGGAUCAAAGCCGAGGCAGUGAGGCCAGGCAUGGAGAGGCACGGUGAAGACUCUCGGGCCCCGGAUCUCUGCUGGAUUUAUUUCAUGGAUUCUGCUAACUUCUCACUUGGAGCAGACGACAAGAGCCAGGUGGGAUAAGUUAAAACACUUGGCCGCUCCAGGACUUUUAAUGGAGACUGAAGUCUUAUUUGUGGCAGCCAGGCUGUAAUGUGGGAAAGCCUGCUGGAAGUCUCUGUAGGCCACCAAGAUGGAGGAGCACCGAGGAGGCAGCAGAUUGAGCCGUAAAGGAGAGGCAAAGGAUGGAAUCUGUGUUCAGGAGCCAUCCUCAUCCAACAGGACGGAAAGCUGAGCUCUCAGGAGUGCUCCCUUGGAAAAAUGUCAAGGACCCAGGGAUUUUGUCACCUAGCAGUGAAGCUGUGGAAGGCUUGUUUGGGUGCGGCAAACGACAGGCCUAAGUGAGUGAAGCCGGCAGGGCGGAAGGCAGUGGAUGGGACAACAGACCAUACACACAAACUGUCUAAGGGUUACGAGCUCCAGUUGAUUGUUGCCCUGUGGGCAAAUUUACUAUUUUCUUUUAGAGAACCAGGAAAUCCAGAUAUUUCUGUGAAAUCUCCCAAUCUAUUGCUAUCUAAAUAAAAACAUUUUAAAAUA